Messenger RNA from Grus americana (Whooping crane), 4275 nucleotides. It is a transcript of the gene MED16, whose product is annotated as mediator complex subunit 16. Gene Ontology annotation, cellular component: mediator complex. The transcript is spliced from 15 exons. The coding region runs from base 92 to 2833 and encodes 913 amino acids. Gene Ontology annotation, molecular function: protein binding. Gene Ontology annotation, biological process: positive regulation of DNA-templated transcription. The record is from RefSeq and is a predicted model, not a curated record. NCBI's taxonomy places the organism in Eukaryota, Metazoa, Chordata, Aves, Gruiformes, Gruidae.
GGCGGGAGGCGGUGCGGCCGGUGAGUGGGGCCGGGACCCCGUGAGGGGCCGGGACCUGGGUGGGCAGAGCCCCCUCCCCCCCCCCCCCCCCAUGCCCCCCGCCUGCCCUCUGCGGCAGGCCCAGCUUCCCGGCGUCUCCCCUGCCCACGAGGGGCAGGCCGCGCUCCCGCCGUGGGGGCGCCGGGGCUUCUCCCGGUGCGGGGCUGAUCCCCACGCGUGUCCUGAGCCUGUGACCCGUGGAACCGCCGUGCCUUGCUUCCGCGGAGGACGGAGCGCCGCCUCUUCCCCUCUCCGCGGGACCCCAGGGCCGGCGGAGCGCCGGGGCUCUGCCAGCGCCGCCAUGGACUUGGCCUACAUCUGCGAGUGGGAGAAGAAACCGAAAAGCGACCACUGUCCUUCCAUCCCGUUAGUGUGCGCCUGGUCCUGCCGCAACCUCAUCGCCUUCACCACAGACCUCAGAAACGAGGAGGAGAAAGAUCUUACCCAUAUGGUCCAUAUCAUUGAUACUGAGCAUCCGUGGGACGUCUAUUCUGUUAAUUCUGGCCAUGCUGAAGUCAUCACUUGUUUGGAGUGGGAUCAGUCAGGCUCCAGGCUGCUCUCGGCAGACGCAGAUGGUCACAUCAAGUGCUGGAGCAUGACCGAUCACUUGGCCAACAGCUGGGAGAACACUGUGGGCAGUAUGGUGGAAGGGGACCCAGUUGUGGCCUUGUCCUGGCUGCACAAUGGCGUGAAGCUGGCUCUGCACGUGGAAAAGUCUGGAGCGUCGAACUUCGGUGAGAAAUUUUCCCGGGUCAAGUUCUCUCCGUCACUGACGCUGUUUGGUGGGAAGCCCAUGGAGGGCUGGAUUGCCGUGACCAUCAGCGGGCUGGUGACAGUCUCUCUCCUCAAGCCCAAUGGGCAGGUGCUGACGUCCACAGAGAGCCUGUGCCGCCUCCGCUGUCGCGUUGCCUUGGCAGACGUGGCCUUCACUGGUGGGGGGAACAUCGUGGUGGCCACGUCGGAUGGCAGCAGCACCUCCCCUGUCCAGUUCUACAAAGUCUGCGUCAGCGUGGUGAAUGAGAAAUGCAAAAUAGACACUGAAAUCCUGCCUUCCCUCUUCAUGCGCUGCACCACAGACCCUGCCCGCAAAGACAAAUACCCAGCAAUCACUCACCUGAAAUUCCUCGCUCGGGACAUGUCAGAGCAGGUGUUGCUUUGUGCUUCCAACCAAAACAGCAGCAUCGUGGAGUGCUGGUCUCUGCGGAAAGAGGGCUUGCCAGUCAAUAAUAUCUUUCAGCAAAUCUCCCCUGUGGUUGGAGACAAGCAACCCAUGAUACUGAAAUGGCGGAUUCUUUCUGCCACCAACGACUUGGAUCGGGUUUCAGCUGUGGCUCUGCCAAAGUUGCCAAUCUCCCUGACCAAUACUGAUCUGAAGGUGGCGAAUGACACCAAAUUCUUCCCUGGAUUGGGCCUGGCUUUGGCUUUUCACGAUGGCAGCGUCCACAUUGUUCAUCGCCUGUCCUUGCAAACGAUGGCCGUCUUCUACGGCUCUUCCUCCCAGCGCCCAGUGGACGAGCAGGCCAUCAAAAGGCAGCGAACUGCUGGUCCCCUGGUUCACUUCAAAGCCAUGCAGCUCUCCUGGACAUCUCUGGCCUUGGCUGGCAUCGAUAGUCAUGGGAAGCUGAGCAUGCUUCGCAUCUCCCCCUCCAUGGGCCACGUGCUGGACAUGAACAUGUCCCUCCGUCACUUGCUGUUCCUCUUGGAGUAUUGCAUGGUGACAGGCUACGACUGGUGGGACAUCCUUCUCCACGUCCAACCCAACAUGGUCCAGAACCUGGUGGAAAAGCUGCACGAAGAGUACAUGCGCCAGAAUGCGGCCCUGCAACAGGUUCUCUCCACGCGCAUUGUUGCCAUGAAGGCGUCUCUCUGCAAGCUCUCCUCCAGCACGAUAGCCCGUGUGUGCGACUACCACGCAAAGCUGUUCCUCAUCGCCAUUAGCUGCACCUUGAAAUCGCUGCUACGCCCGCACUUCCUGAACACCCCAGACAAGAGUCCCGGGGACCGACUCACCGAGAUCUGCUCCAAGAUCACAGAUAUAGACAUUGACAAGGUGAUGAUUAACCUGAAGACAGAAGAAUUUGUCCUGGAGAUGACCACGUUGCAGUCCCUGCAGCAGCUCAUCCAGUGGGUGGGAGAUUUUGUGCUCUAUCUGCUGGCCAGCCUUCCUAACCAGGGUUCCCCGGUGCGGCCGGGACACAGCUUUCUGCGGGACGGAGCGUCCUUGGGCAUGUUCAGGGAGCUGAUGGUGGUGAUCCGUAUUUGGGGACUGUUGAAGCCGAGCUGCCUCCCCGUCUACACAGCAACCUCUGACACCCAGGACAGCAUGUCCCUCCUCUUCAGGCUGCUAACUAAACUCUGGCUGUGCUGUCGUGAGGAAAAUCACAUAACGGAGCCAGAUGAUACCCUGAUAGAUGAGUGUUGCCUCCUGCCUAGCCAGUUGCUCAUUCCCAAUAUCGACUGGUUGCCCAUCAACGAUGGCAUUAUCAGCAAGCUGCAGAACAAACAGCUCGUCCGGCUGCAGUUUGGGAAAGCUCCAGGGCUCGUUGGUCACACCGUCUCUUCCCAGUUUGAUGCCUUUGUCAGGGCGCCCGGACAGCCCAAAAUUGAUCAUCUGAGGCGGCUUCAUUUAGGAGCGUACCCCACAGAGGAGUGCAAGUCGUGCACCAGGUGUGGCUGCGUUACGAUGCUGAAAUCACCAAACAAAGUCACUGCGGUGAAACAGUGGGAGCAGCGCUGGAUCAAAAACUGCUUGUGUGGGGGGCUGUGGAGGAGGAUGCCCCUCAGCUAUUCCUGAGCACGUCUUCUGUGCAGGCAGAGCGGGUGCCAAGCGGAAGAGCUGCUCGGAGCUUCCUUGGAGGUAGUUGGGACAAAGGAACGGCAGCUCUGAGCUCUCCGAAAGCAUCGUCCCCGUGCCGCUGGCAAGGCAGUGCCAAGCCAGCUGACCAGCAGUGCCGCUGCUUUUCUCGUAUUGAUCUUUCUGGGCAAAAAGGAGGGGAGGGAGCUUUUUCUCUUUUACAGGGAAGAGCCAGAUGGGAAUGCCAGAGGCUGCCCCGGCUGGGGCCGAGGGCCUGGGAGGAGAGAGCUGGGCUGCAGCUGUGCCUCUGGGCUGAGGCAGAGGGGCUGGGCGCUGGCUGAGCCCUUGCCUGGGCAGAGCGGUGAUGGGUGGUGGCCGGGGCCAGACAGUCCCAGACCAAAGGGGAGCAGAUUCAUGGUACCUUCUGUUCAUCCCUUGGCACAGGCCGCUCGGGAAGUGUGGCAUGAGCUGGUUACUCCCUGUUUCCCUGUACCUCCCCGUCCUUUGAGGAAACUUGCCCCUCUGGUGGGGAUGUCAUUGUUGUACCCAUGUGUGUUGUAACGGAGCAAUGUCUUCCCCCUCCGGAGGAGCAGGAACUGCCCAGAGCAAACCCCUCUGGCUCUCACCAAACCGGCAGCUCUUUUGUAAAUAAAAGUUCCCUUAAUUUUGUACAAAAUGUUUGGUUUGUUUUGAAAACUUGAGCAGUCUUUUGUGUGACUUUGGUCACGCAGCACCUGUCCAGGACAGAACAGAAGCGGGAAACGCCUGUUAAUUUUGUCUCUAUUAAGAAAGGAGCUGCAAUCACUUGCAAAAUGGGAAGGGGCAAGCUUCUGUUGGGUUACUGUGGACACAAGAGGAGAAGACAGCAAGUCGUUAGGAUUGUUGUACAAAGCUGGACACUUCAGUGUGUCUGAGGAAGAGUGUUCCCCAUUUACAGCUCUGCACUGCUCCCAAGGUCGGGUGCCUGUGGGAGCCGGGGUGCUUGGAGGAUCUGCUCACUCAGAACUGGGCUGCAGCAGGCAGCUGCCCGCUUGUGGGGAGCCCUGAGCUGCUGCCGCGAUCAGACCAAGCUGAGGGUGCUCGGCACCUUCACGGAGUCGGACCUGAACAUUUGUGUGCUUUGACAAAGCGCAGCGGUGAUGCUUGGAGCUGAUCGGUGGUUUGGCCAAAUUCCUGCCUGUCCCCAGAGACCGGUUAAGGGGAAGAACGAGCCCGUUUUUAUAUGUUCCUUUCCCUCUGGAGCUGCAUUUUCAUUUAUUAGUGAAACAUUGAACUGAUGGCAAAGAGCUUGCCUCUCAGCUCUGCUUAAUGUUUUGCCGUACGGAGCUGGUAGCUGCCUUGCUAUUCUGCUGGUAAUUAAGGAAAAGCAAAAGGCUAAUUAGGAAACUACAACUUCUUGUGAAGGUUUUUUUUCCCCUGUAAGUAAAGCUGUAAUCAACCCG